UCUUCAACUCCGACCUUAUCCUUCAACCCCGACCUUACCCUUCAACCCCGACCUUACCCUUCAACUCCGACCUUACCCUUCAACUCCGACCUUACCCUUCAACUCCGACCUUAUCCUUCAACUCCGACCUUAUCCUUCAACCCCGACCUUAUCCUUCAACUCCGACCUUACCCUUCAACCCCGACCUUAUCCUUCAACCCCGACCUUAUCCUUCAACCCCGACCUUAUCCUUCAACCCCGACCUUAUCCUUCAACCCCGACCUUAUCCUUCAACCCCGACCUUACUCUUCAACCCUGACCUUAUCCUUCAACCCCGACCUUAUCCUUCAACCCCGACCUUACCCUUCAACCCCGACCUUACACUUCAACACCGACCUUACCCUUCAACCCCGACCUUACCCUUCAACCCCGACCUUACCCUUCAACCCCGACCUUACCCUUCAACCCCGACCUUACACUUCAACACCGACCUUACACUUCAACACCGACCUUACACUUCAACCCCGACCUUAUCCUUCAACCCCGACCUUAUCCUUCAACCCCGACCUUACCCUUCAACCCGACCUUAUCCUUCAACCCCGACCUUACCCUUCAACCCCGACCUUACACUUCAACACCGACCUUACCCUUCAACCCCGACCUUAUCCUUCAACCCCGACCUUACCCUUCAACCCCGACCUUAUCCUUCAACCCCGACCUUACCCUUCAACCCCGACCUUAUCCUUCAACCCCGACCUUAUCCUUCAACCCCGACCUUACCCUUCAACCCCGACCUUAUCCUUCAACCCCGACCUUACCCUUCAACCCCGACCUUAUCCUUCAACCCCGACCUUAUCCUUCAACCCCGACCUUACCCUUCAACCCCGACCUUAUCCUUCAACCCCGACCUUACCCUUCAACCCCGACCUUACACUUCAACACCGACCUUACCCUUCAACCCCGACCUUAUCCUUCAACCCCGACCUUACCCUUCAACCCCGACCUUACACUUCAACACCGACCUUACCCUUCAACCCCGACCUUACCCUUCAACCCCGACCUUACACUUCAACCCCGACCUUACCCUUCAACCCCGACCUUAUCCUUCAACCCCGACCUUACCCUUCAACACCGACCUUACACUUCAACACCGACCUUACCCUUCAACCCCGACCUUAUCCUUCAACCCCGACCUUACCCUUCAACCCCGACCUUACACUUCAACCCCGACCUUACCCUUCAACCCCGACCUUACCCUUCAACCCCGACCUUACACUUCAACCCCGACCUUACACUUCAACACCGACCUUACCCUUCAACCCCGACCUUAUCCUUCAACCCCGACCUUACCCUUCAACCCCGACCUUAUCCUUCAACCCCGACCUUAUCCUUCAACCCCGACCUUACCCUUCAACCCCGACCUUACACUUCAACCCCGACCUUACCCUUCAACCCCGACCUUACCCUUCAACCCCGACCUUACCCUUCAACCCCGACCUUACCCUUCAACCCCGACCUUACACUUCAACCCCGACCUUACACUUCAACCUGGCUAUUGUCCCGAACAAUCUUCAACUAUCGCCACAUUAUUCAACCAUUUGUCAAUUCCUGUUCCCAACUGA
Procambarus clarkii (red swamp crayfish) is the source of this 1601-nucleotide messenger RNA. Lineage: Eukaryota; Metazoa; Arthropoda; Malacostraca; Decapoda; Cambaridae. The record is from RefSeq and is a predicted model, not a curated record.